CAUACCUCAUAUACGUCACAAAAAGGUGUCAAGAUGGCGAUGGUUAGAAAAUUAUGCUCGUGACUUCUCAAUUGCUAUUUUCAUAUCUGCGCGAAUUUUGGCCUGCACUGCUGGAAAUGUUUCGGAUAUCUCAGCGCCAAAGCGAAAGGAGAUUGGCGGACCAUUGGAAACAUCUACCUGAUACAGUUCUCAUAGAUGUAUUUCUUUUACUUCAAGACUCCGAUCGCAGUGCUCUCGGUCAAGUUUGCAAACGAUUCAAUCAGCUCUUUAAAUCCGCACGCCUUUGGAGACGGCGUGAGUUCGAUCUCACGUGCAUGUCAGUCGCUGAUGAAGAGCGUAUGCUUGGCUUUGGGAGGAACCACGCAGCCCAUCUGCGCCAUCUGAUAUUGAGCUGUCGCCAUCCUUCAUACCACACGUGUACACGUUUCCAGAAAACGUUGACAACCUUUCUGAAUUUUCUUUUUAGCAAGACAGAACUGUUAGAAUUCAGUAUGGAGCACUUAGAAUUUGAGUGCUAUUGGAGGUAUUCAAUAUCGAGGGAUCGUUUGCUGACAUCACUCAAAAGGUUCGUAAGGACCCAGCGGAAGCUACUUCUCUUUGAUAUGACCCGUGCUUUAUUCAGCGCAGAUGAAGGCUGUGAGCUUAUCCAGUUACUUGGAAAAUCAAGUGGACAAACCUUGCAAGAACUUUACAUCGAAGAACUCUUUGUGAGAUCUUCCAGAAUAUUCCGGAAUCCAAUAUAUUUGGAGAGCGUAGCAAAGUUCAAAAGUCUGAUCUCUCUUCACAUCAGUUAUAACGCAAUUUCUGAAAACACCCUCGUAAUAAUUGCCCGAAAUUGUGGCGAAACACUCGAACACUUAAAAAUCAAGGUGCACAAACACACGUUUAGACAACAUACUAUCAGUCGGUAUGUUUGGAAAGAUAUUGCAAAAAUGUGUCCACGACUUGAAGUGUUCAUUGAGUUCUUAUGUGUUGGGAAUAACGUGGAACUGUUGCGCAUACUGUGCCCGUCCAUUCCCUUAAUUGAUUUAGACAUUGAUAGUGGCUACAACCACGAACAACACACAUGGCGACUGAGCAAUACUUUAGAAUACGUCAGUGACACAUACUCAAAAUCUUUAGAGACACUAUGUCUUGAGCUGGACAACCCGAGCGAGAACAUAGAUGGGGCUUUACGGUAUCUCGUUAGAAAGUGUAUAUUCCUGACGUCGCUUGAGAUCAACGCGCAUUUGAGCGUCUCUCUGAUGGAGGAUAUCUGUAUAUUGCAGUCUAAUGACAAAAUAUUCUUGACAAAAUGCCACAUAAUUGCAUGUAACGUAACACAAGAGGACUAUUCACGUAUGAAGAGGCUACGCCAGGAAUACGUCGAACAGUUUGCUUCACAGGGUUGCGACUUCAAGCUUCGUACAGACUAUUUAAUGGAUAUGAAUGAGGAGUAUGGAAUAGCUGCCCUUGUCGAUUUUGAGGACGAUGAUGACUUGAUAAAUAUCCUUCAAGUGUGAAUACAUGGGAGUUUACUGCAAGAUAGCAUACGCAUGCGCACAUCCCCGUCCGAGUUAAAAUACUUUUGUAGUCAUGUUGACUUCAUCUAACCAGAACCAAAAUUGAAUAACAUAAUACUUUCAAGCUAUCUAUAUACAAGGGGCGAUCCAUAUAUUCUG
This is a messenger RNA of Owenia fusiformis, 1661 nucleotides long. The record is from the annotation of a GenBank genome assembly. Lineage: Eukaryota; Metazoa; Annelida; Polychaeta; Sabellida; Oweniidae.